AUGGCAGCAGACAAUCUCUCCCUCGCUGGCAAGACUGCCAUUGUCACUGGUUCAGGCCGCGAGAAUGGCAUUGGUGCCGCAAUCGCAACUGCGCUGGCUCAAAACGGAGCGGCUGUGACGAUUAACUACGUCUCCGACGCGUCGGAGCCUCGUUCUGCUAAUGUAGUCAAAACCAUACGUGACCUGGGCGGCAAGGCUAUUGCAGUUCGGGCCGACGUGAGCGUGCCGGACGAAGCCAAGCGGCUCGUCUCUGAAACUCUCAAAGCAUUCGGGACGGAUCACAUCGACAUCUUAGUCAACAACGCGGGCUCCGGAUGGCCUCAUUCAACGUUGGACAUCUCAAAGGCGGAACUGGAGGCCAUGUUCACGUCCAACGUCUUCGGGGCGAUCUUCCAGACACAAGCCACGGUGCCGCACAUGCCCAAGGGUGGCCGAAUUGUCAACAUCACGUCGAUAGCGUCGAAAAUGGGUAUGGCAGCGUCACCGAUGUACGGCGCGAGUAAGGCAGCGCUAGAUAGCCUUACGUUCACGUGGGCUAGAGAGGUCAGUUCAAAUCGUACUGCAGGUCUCGAAGCCACGCUCACGCCAGACCAGUUCGGCCUCAGUAAAGGCAUCACGGUGAACGCGGUCGCUCCCGGGCCAGUCAUGACAGACUUUGUGUCCGCGGGCGAAGUUGAGAUGGACUUCACCGCUUUCCUAGAUAUGACGAGAGCGGAACGGCGCGUUGGCACUGCGCAAGACAUCGCUGACAUUGUACUCUUGAUUGUGCAGGAAAAGGCUCGAUGGAUGACCGGGCAGUACGUCUCGGCCAGCGGCGGAAUUACCGGGCAGUAG
This is a messenger RNA of Verruconis gallopava, 834 nucleotides long. RefSeq lists its product as uncharacterized. NCBI's taxonomy places the organism in Eukaryota, Fungi, Ascomycota, Dothideomycetes, Venturiales, Sympoventuriaceae. The coding region runs from base 1 to 834 and encodes 277 amino acids. The record is from RefSeq and is a predicted model, not a curated record. The transcript is spliced from 2 exons. Gene Ontology annotation, molecular function: oxidoreductase activity.